CAGGAAAUCUCAUCUAAUCAACAUUUAGAUCUGCUUUUUAACUCAACUGCUUCAUUUUCCAAGCCAGCCAUGAAUCAGAAUUUCAAACUGGCGUCAUUUCCCAGUCGGUUACCAUCGAAACCGCCUUUCAAUUGGACACCCCAUCCAUCAUUUAACACAUGGACUAACGGCUGCCGCCGCAGAGUAAUUGCAACAUGCCAGACAAAAAAGCAGCAACAGCAAGAGCAACCAAAUUUAGUGGCACACGGCGGCACGUAUACUCGCACACAUACCAGUCUGGUUACGCUCUGCCGGUCAAAAUACGAGUCCAAUGCAUAUAGGGAACCCAACUAUCCGCGAUCCACACUCAGACAUAGCAACACACUAUAUAGCAACCUGAAUUGUUGGGUAGAGUUCAAGCAGUUAUCUGAUACAUACAAACGUAGAAUGUUAAAUAAUAUUGCCCAAUACUCGUUGUCUUCUUAUCAGUACUCUACUUAGUAGUAUAAUUCCCUUACUGUCUUCUAAAGUCAUGAAUAAAGUGGGUACUACUUGGAAUAACUCUGUAA
Drosophila suzukii is the source of this 548-nucleotide messenger RNA. Lineage: Eukaryota; Metazoa; Arthropoda; Insecta; Diptera; Drosophilidae. The record is from RefSeq and is a predicted model, not a curated record.